Trichogramma pretiosum is the source of this 1200-nucleotide messenger RNA. RefSeq names its product odorant receptor 4-like. Gene Ontology annotation, cellular component: plasma membrane. Gene Ontology annotation, biological process: detection of chemical stimulus involved in sensory perception of smell; sensory perception of smell. The record is from RefSeq and is a predicted model, not a curated record. The transcript has 7 exons. The coding region runs from base 1 to 1200 and encodes 399 amino acids. Gene Ontology annotation, molecular function: olfactory receptor activity; odorant binding. Lineage: Eukaryota; Metazoa; Arthropoda; Insecta; Hymenoptera; Trichogrammatidae.
AUGUCCGAGGAAGCGAAGAAAAUACUCACGAACGAGGAGGGCUACUCGUACGCCGAGCAAAUGACUCGCUGCAUCAUGUUACCCGUGGGACUCUGGCCGGUCGAGAGCGACUAUCCGAGAUUCCUGCGAAGAUUUCUCAUCGUCGGCAGCGUCCUGGUCACCCUCUUUAUGAUGAUACCCUUGAGCAUAUUCAUCUGCGUCGACGCACCGAACAUCACGGUGAAAAUACAGCUGAUGGGCCCGAAUCUGUUCGCCAUGCUCUGCAUGAGCAAGUACGCCGGUGUGCUGUGGAAGGGUCGCCGAAUCGAGACCUGCAUGCGACGAAUGGCCGAAGACUGGCGAAAUGUAAAGGAUCCACUGGAGAGGUCGAUGAUGCUGGACUACACGAGGCGAGCUCGAAACAUGACCAAGUUCUGCCUGGCUCUUUACUUCUCGGGUGGCAUGUGCUACUCGUCUCUCAUGCCGCUCCUGAAAUCACCCGAGGUGGUCAACAACGUCACACUUUACCCCCUCGCCUAUCAAGGGAAUUUCAUUUUCUUCAAUCCUCGCACUCGACCGGCCUACGAUUACGUGUUUGCCCUGCACUGCCUCGGCAGCGCCGUCAGGCACACGAUCUCCUGCGGGGUGUGCGGCAUCUUCAUCUGGUUCGUCAUGCACAUCUCCAGCCGAGUCGACGUGCUCGGCUCGACGAUCGAGCGAGCCGUCGACAGGUUCGACAAUCGAAUACUCGCCCGAAUCGUUAACGAUCAAUUGAAAUUAUACGGAUUGGCGAUCGAGCUCGGUGGUAUUUUCAACGAACUCAGCUUCGUGGAGCUCGUAGGGAAUACGAUACUUAUUUGCCUCGUUGGAUACUACUUGAUGAGCGCAUUUGUUCAGCAUAAUUACACGGUAGCUUACAACCUCAUCAUCACGUUGCUCACUAUGAAUUACAACAUAUUCGUUCUGUGCUACUACGGUCAGAUUCUCUCGGACAAGUUCGAAGAGCUCGGCAGAUCUGUGUACAUGAGCAACUGGCACAAGCUGUCGUUCGGUGACGCCCGCAGCGUCGUCCUCGUCCUCGGCUGGUCGAAUCGACCGUUCAGCCUGACCGCCGGCAAGCUCAUCACUCUGUCGAUCGAGAGUUUCGCCAAGAUAGUCAAAACGUCGGCUGCUUACUUCAAUGUGCUUUGGAACAUGACCUCCAAUAGUAUAAGGGCUUAA